CGAAUAACAAUGUCCCCGUCGUUCAUGAAGAGAUCCUCUUAUCUCCCUACCUCCAACAUGGUCGCAGUCGGAUAUCCCUACGAAAUAUGUUAUAUCUUGACCCUUAUUUCAUGAACUUUUGCGCAUUUCAUCAGACACUGUUUUCACCACCAUGCGUUUUCCCAAUGCGAAAGAAAACACAAACUACACAGGAGUUUACAAGAUUGACAAAACCUUGUCACGACCAUGUCCUGGACAAAUUUAUGUGUUGAUUUCAAACUAAGAAAGGCGCGCAAAGGCGGAAGCUAUACAUGGCACUGUCUUUACUCGUCUCUGCCUCCAACGAACCUGCCAACUCCGAAUAAAGGGACACCUCUUUCCGGUCGUGA
Messenger RNA from Amoebophrya sp. A25, 368 nucleotides. The record is from the annotation of a GenBank genome assembly. Lineage: Eukaryota; Dinophyceae; Syndiniales; Amoebophryaceae.